Molecule: messenger RNA, 1292 nt
Organism: Oppiella nova
Lineage: Eukaryota; Metazoa; Arthropoda; Arachnida; Sarcoptiformes; Oppiidae
Source: the annotation of a GenBank genome assembly
CUAACCUUCCGAUGGAUCCGACGGCCUAUGACUCGGAUUUCAUACCAAACUCUUUGGACAAUUGGAACAAUUUGUUGGCACAAAGAAGUCAACGACUACUGGAGGGACAGAUCGUUGGCCCCGAAUCCAUGACAGAAAGGCACCAAUUCUUGUACACCGGUCUCGCAGACGGAAGACUCGUUGAGAUCAACAAGAAGUCACUCGAAAUCAGAGACAUCACCAGAUUUGCCAAAAAGUCUGAUUGCGUGGACAAUGAGUUCCGAGAGAUGAUUCAAUGCGGACGUCCUCUGGGUUUGCGGUUUGGUUCCGAUGGAUAUCUCUAUGUCUUGGAAGCCUUCGACGGUCUGUUUCGUGUGAAUGCGAGCACUGGUGUCAAAGAGUUGAUUGAUUUGAACAAUCCGGAGAUCAAAGGCCUUUUCAAUGACAUCGUGUUUGAUCCCAAGUUGAAUGUGGUGUACAUAUCAGUGUCGAGCACCCGAUGGGCGUUAGACAGAGUGCCCUACAGUGUCCUCGACUACGAAGACACCGGUUAUGUGUUUGCACACAAUUUGGACACUAAGACCAGUGUUAUCCUCAGACGUGGCUUCAGAUUUGCGAACGGAAUCGAAGUCUCGAAAGACAAUAAAUACCUCUUAGUGUCAGAAACGACCACUUUUUCCAUCCAUAAGAUCUCACUGCAAGCCAUUCACAAAGCAAUGAAAGCCAACCAACAGAUCGCUGACAACGAGUUGGAAGUGUUCGCCAAAGAGCUGCCGGGAGAGCCCGACAACAUCCGGGUCGAUGCCAACGGCGACGUCUGGUUCGGAGCCUUUUUGGUGCGAACAGAGGGCAAGACAUUGAGGGACCACUUGUCCGACUGGCCGUUCGUCCGCAAAACGGUGGCGCGAGUGCUGUACUUGACUUCACUUGCGUUUGAUUUCAUAAACCGAAACAUAACCCCAAACCACGCGUUGGAGUCGUUUGCCUUUGACCUAUACUCCGGUCAUAUUAUGUAUAAAUUUAUGCCUAAGAAGGGAGCCGUCAUUAAGUUGGACGCAAACACCGGCAAAAUCAAACAAAUCCUCGGCUCCAAUGAGUUCAAUGGUGUCUCCGAGGCUAUAGUGGACAGAGUCUUCACUAGUGAUGGAGGGAUAUUGACUUCAGAGGAGACGGGUGUCAGUGUUAUUAUACCUAUGGGUGCUAUUCCUAAGGAUAGUGAACAGGAAAUAUACUUCAAAUUACGACUCCCGCACUGCGCUUCUGUAAACCCCGAGGGCUGGGCUUUUGCUCUCAAGUCUAGUGACACAAACAAU